AUGACGCUGCUCAAACCGCUGCCCAGCAGCCCGAUCUUCUACUAUUUUUGCGGGAAAUGCCACGUAGCUACCGUCACGAAAGUAAUUUCACUUUUAUACCUGCUGGUAUACGGCGGAUUGAUAGCGCUGCUGCUAUGCGUCGGGAAUGCCACUUCCGUCAUGUUCGCGGCAAUGUUUUUCGCCAGUGUGGCCUACUCGACAAUUUACGGAGCGUUUAAGGGCAGCAAAUUGUGUCUGAUACCGUUUCUAUUUUUACAGGCGAUAUUGAUAUUCUACGUAUUUUUAUUAUUGGUGAUGUGUUCGUAUGCGGCGUUCAACCAUGAGAGUUAUUUAUACCUGCAAUUGAAACCACAAGCAAUACCGUUCGGUCUUCAACCGGUUACAGUGUUCAUCUGCUUAUCGGUGCUGUUCGUCAUCCUGCUUGUGCCACUCGGCAUCUCGGCACACAUCGUCUAUCUCGACUAUGUGUUUAUCUCCGAGCUUGAUGAGGUGCUCGACAUGGUGAAGGAACUCAACGAAAACAUGUCCAAAGACGACCCAAGUCCGCCACACUUC
Messenger RNA from Mesorhabditis spiculigera, 555 nucleotides. The record is from the annotation of a GenBank genome assembly. NCBI's taxonomy places the organism in Eukaryota, Metazoa, Nematoda, Chromadorea, Rhabditida, Rhabditidae.